UCGAUCCCUAAAGAAGCUCCUGAGCAAGCUCGUAAUCGAAUGACCUACGCUUCUUUUGGGCGUGAAGGCAUCACAGCAACUGCAAGCGCAUAUGGUCAUUUAUUACAAAUCACGCGCUAUUUUGGGAAUAAACCCUCCGGGUUCUUCUGUGUCGACCUUCCUCAUAUAUCCAACCCUUUUUAUGUUAAAACCCGCAUGGAAAAUUUGCAAAGCUCCUCCAAAGACUUUACUAAAGGGAUGCGUCUUCUCUUUCAUGAUGCUAAGGAGAGUAAAAGUUGGAUACCAGAUGGUGAAAUACCAGCCAUGAGCUUUAUCCAAGAUCGUUGGCCGUCAUUCAUCACACACACCCCAAUAUUUGACCUUAAGAUACAGUACUACAUAUUUGAUAAUACUGUGUAUCAGACAUAUAUAUUUACGCUUAAAGAUAAACUAUCGCUCCCUCAGCUAGUCCCAGUAUUAGCGAUAAGCGUCAAGUUGCUUCUUCGAAAUCUCAACUUCAUGGAAGACAAUGACGAAAACAAACGUGAAGGAAGUCAUUUCAACUAUGGUUACCGAGAGUGGAAUGAUGGCCAUUCUAUAAUGAGAAAACACGAGAUUCGUUCAUCUGGACAGGCGGGCCGAGACGUUGUUGCUUUGUCUAUAUCGCCGUUCUUAAACGGACGCCGUCAAAAGAUUACACUGGCUGAACAUGGUGGAGUUGACGGAUAUUGCACGAUACAACCAGAUGCACAAGCAUUAAAUGACUUGAAAAAUGACAGAAAGUUAGAGGUCACGCUAGCUUAUACACUAGAGCUGUCUUCGUCAAACUCCUUGGACGACAUGCUCCAGCCCGUUUAUUCUGCAUAUUAUUCUAGCUUUCAGAAAAUUAUUGGAACCCCACUUGCGACAAUACCGUUUACUCAAGAUGAGCAUCUCAAUUUUACUAUAAGGCGAAACUUGGAGCAUAUUCUCUCGGUUUGCUGCAUUCCUAUCCGAAAACUUUUAAGAGAUGUCCCCCCUGCCCAUGGCAGUUCAGCAAACCACAUCCAUACUCGUGAAGUGCCGCCACCGCUAAUUGCUUUAACGUGUGGAGAUAUUUCAGGUCAUCGAGUUGAGCCCUCAGCGAGCUUCUAUGCUUUUCAGUUUAUACUUGGUUUAUUGGAAUACUUUAAAAAUGCCAGACAGAAUUGUGCCUGCGCAUCGGAGAACAGGAGUCUGUGCAAAAAAUAUGGUUGUGGGAUGUAUUCCCGAGUCCGGGAUGCAUGUCUGGGACAUUUGAAGUGGAUUUGCCAUUGCUAUGCUCAAAGGGAGAUGGGGCCAGUUCGUCACUCCAUUCCUAGUUUCUGGGCCAGCGGGAAAGCAAUAUCCGAUUGGGAGAAUAAAUUUGGGUUAUCACAAUCUCCUCUUACUACCAUAAUAUUUCAAGUUAUCAAAGCUGGAUCUUUCUGUCAAACAAUAGCAGACGAGGAUUUACGACGCGACAUAGCUGCGGAUUUUAAAGAUAUCAUCCGGCACUUCAUUUUAGGUCUUCACCGAAAUAAAAAAAGGAGCGAGUACGUUUUCCCGCGCUUUAGAGAAGAGAUGCCGCAGACAUUUUAUACCAGCGAUCACGCCAAAUUUUGGUGGGCUAUCAAAUCUGCGGAAGUCAUACUCGGUUCGAACUCAUACCUCAACCCCAGCUCAUCAAUGAAGAUAGCAAAGAGCGAGAUAAGCUACUCCUCUAAUGAUAUUCAAAGAAGUAUCCACAAGAAUUUCAUUGCUGAGAAUCCGGACGCGGCAAGCACUUUAACUACGGUUUCCCGUAGUCUUUCUAAGAAUGAAUAUCUGCUGGGGAUUGAUGACACUGUUCUCUUUUAUACUAUGGAUAACGGGUUAUUUGAUAAACCCAAAGCUAUUCAAGAUGAAUCUGAUAUUUGGGGAAGUAAAAUCGAUGCAUGGGAGAAUACAGUUAAUUAUCAAGCGUUGAGUACAGAAGUUGGUCACGAUGCCGCCCGAAGCCGUCCACUUCAGCUGGCCUUAGCCACAAUUAUAUCAGCAAAUAAUAAAUGUAUUGGUUCUCAGUCAGCAGAAGACACAUAUAAAGACGCAAAAUCGGUACUUCUCUCCAGCACUUCGCCCAAUGGGCUCUUUCCAGGCCAAUUAGAUAAGGACUACCAGCCCACUUUAUUCGAUCGCCAGUCUGCCCGAGACCUCUUUUGGCACACUACAUUCGAAAUUCCUUACAUUUUAUGGAAAUACCGGGCACCGGUAUUUACAAAUAAGGGUGUGGUCACUCAAUCAUUAAAAAAAUCAUUGCAUAAGAUCGCCCAGCGGAUGGAGAAAAUACUCGACCAUCAGGAUGCAAUGGCAAGAGCACCGAGGUCGCUAAGUAACAUAAUGGAAAUCUCAGAUGAAUGGCUAUAUCACGAGCCAAGCUUCUUCAACGGCCCUCACAAUUUAUCAGAUGCAGCCAUGAGAAAUUUCUGUAAAACUCAUGAUGCACUCUACGGAUCAGUAAUACAGAAAGCAAUUGAAAAUAAACUGAACGACCAAGAUAACAUAAGCAUUCCGAUAGACAGGACUGUUGAAGAAGGAUAUAUUAUUGAUGUGCCAAAGAAAGACCAGGUCGAAGACGCGACAGGUAGAUAUUGGCAUCUUGAGUUCGUCCAAACAAAAAAUGUCAAACACAUUAUUAAGAGAGAACGAACCUCGACAAGCGCAAAGAAGAGAUUUUUAUAUUUUCGCCCUCUCACACUUGCUACCGCAUUGGCUUGCUACAUUGCAUCUUCUGAGCAAGAAGCUAUUUCUGCUUACUUUGAUCGACACGCAUCAUACAGUCGAUAUUUCUUGGGAGAAACAACGGCAGCGCUCAACAAAUGGGUGACUGAGCUGCAUCUUCCUUUCUAUCGGAUUACGAAAAAAAAUCUUUCCGUUCCCAUGCAUGCUAAUCUCCCUAAUGUAAUCACACUCCCCGGUGAAGGAAGCGAGGAGAAUUUGCAUUGGAUUAGUCGAACUACAAUGAGUUUUCGAGUCGAUGGAGAUAUUUUUGACCGUUUCUGGACAUGUCAUUUCAUUGAAUAUAAUCAAUGGAAGAUGAACAAGGAAGGAGGGAUUGCAUCUGACAUCAUUAAGAUUGCAAAUAAAAAGAUUGGUGCGUCACAGGGGGGUCCAUGGAGACAGCGAAAGGUCUUAGAGCUUGUCUUACUUGAUAUGAUGCUGGACGAGAUGCUAGACGCUGCAAAACAAAUCCUUCUUGAUGUUCAAGGGAGGGUUGAAAAACAUUUGAAACUCGCCACUCGUCAACAGGAUGGAGAUGAGACCGCGCUUAUAUCCGCAAUUUCAGAUCGUUUUAAUCUCAUUGAUAAACUCGAUAACAACACAUUCCAGCACUUAAGCCAUCUAUGGAAUGAUCUACGGCGAAUACUUCAAGUCAUCAAAGACGAACUUUAUGAAAAUUUGAAGACAAUUCAGCUGUGGACGGAUCGAGGCAAAGAGCAAGGACGAGAUAAACCACGAUGGACAGCCAAUGAUGAGCGAAAAUACCGAAGAGCUAUAUUCAAGCUGCAGGAAUCAAACGGCCAAAAAAUUCAUGAACUAUACCGUUUUAUCACUACUAUCACGUAUUUUGACACGGCCCUCACAAAGAAAAUAGAGAAUGUGCGCAAUGAACGUGACUACCGUGGCAACAAUGAUAUUCGCCUUUUCACGUACGUUACAGUCGUUUUCGUCCCACUCAGUUUCGGUACCAGCUUGUAUAGCAUGAGCGGAUCGCCUUCACCACAAACGAUUGUACACAUGGUUAUAACUGCAGCCGUUGCCCUGUUGGUUACUACCUUUGCUUUGGUUAACGCCAAUCUGUUGGACAAAGGCUUGAGGCCUAUUUUCAAUGGAGCUAGUCGUAUAUCUGAGUCGGUUGCUAAACCAGCAUAUCAUGGGAUUUUCAUAUCAGUGCAUUGGAUAACUAAACUAUUAUAUGACAAAUUAGUCGACCCAGUCUUCUACCUCCUAGCGCGCUAUUUGUUCAUUCCACUCUUUUAUAAAUUAAAGCGUUCUGAAUUUCUUCUCCCCGAAGCUAUCGAAGACAUUGUUGGCUUGAUUAAAAGAUUGAAACCAGUUGCCAAGGCAUAUAAAAACUGGAAACAGAAAGAGGAAGCCGAAGCAAUCGAAUCAGAAAUGCAAAAUAGAGUAAAUAUUCAAGAGCUCUUUAGACAAUCGGACUCCUCUAUGGAAAGCUGAAUAUUAUGUGGAAGGAGAAAUAUUAUAGCAAGUUGGAGGAUAAUUAACACACUUAAACAUUACAAUUAGAGGCUAGAUGAAAAUAAAGCAAGCGGAGAUUUCGCCAAUGAGCAGAGAAUGCGGUAAAUUAAGAUUGUGGC
Trichoderma asperellum CBS 433.97 is the source of this 4334-nucleotide messenger RNA. Lineage: Eukaryota; Fungi; Ascomycota; Sordariomycetes; Hypocreales; Hypocreaceae. The record is from RefSeq and is a predicted model, not a curated record.